Seminavis robusta is the source of this 906-nucleotide messenger RNA. Lineage: Eukaryota; Bacillariophyta; Bacillariophyceae; Naviculales; Naviculaceae. The record is from the annotation of a GenBank genome assembly.
AUGUUGCUCUCUGCAAAUGAUGUGGAGGAAAUUGGAUUAAAGAUAAUGAGGGUUCGCCUCAGCAGGAAGAACAAAAAGAGGUUGAAGUGGGAAUUUCAUAAGCAUUUUGGACUAUCGCCGCUUGAUAUCGCUGAGUGCUGGUACCAGCUAUGUAACUUCGAUCAUGGCUUGCUGUCAAAGGCAGAGAAGUCAGAAAAGGGCUUCAAGAGAUGCCUUGGAGCCAUCUACUGGCUAUGGGCGAGACCCAAAAAUGUUGGCAUCUUUGCUUCGCGUUUCGACAUGUGUGUGGACUACUGCCAAGGCAAAGAGCUUUGGAAAUGGAUUGGUCGCAUUGCGGGCCUAAGCAAAAAGUAUAUCGUCUGGGACAAAUCUAUUGAUAGAAAUGAUACAGAGAUCUUUGCACUCUCCGCUGAUGGAGUUGAUUUCCCAAUGUGGGAGAUCCAACAUGACAAAUAUCCAUAUGACAGCAAGGCAAUGUCACACAAGUUCAAGAGUUGUGGCGGAAAGUAUAUCAUUGCCCUAUCAACAUUUCGUUCUCAGUGUGUUUUCAUUGCAGGCCCGUUCAAAGGUGGCAAGGGAGAUCUUGACUGUUUCAAAGAUGGCGGAUUAAUGAAAAAGUUGAAAAAGAGUGGCAAAAUCUGUCACGUCGACCGUGGCUUUCGUUCCAAGUCGGCUCGGGAGAGGGAAAGGUUUGCUUAUCCUGAUUACAUGGAUUCGAAGGAGCUCCACAACUUCAAAUCCAGAAGUCGCUUGCGCCAGGAAACCUACAACAGGCGCUUGAAGCAUUUCCAAUGCCUCUCUGAGACGUUCAAGAAUGGUUUCGAGAAGCAUGGAAUUGCUUUGCGAGCAGUUGCCGUGCUUGUCCAAAUCCAAAUGAACAAUGGCUCCCCACUCUAUUGCGUUUAA